Molecule: messenger RNA, 1855 nt
Organism: Quercus lobata
Lineage: Eukaryota; Viridiplantae; Streptophyta; Magnoliopsida; Fagales; Fagaceae
Product: citrate synthase, glyoxysomal
Exons: 13
Coding region: 55-1602 (515 amino acids)
Biological process (GO): tricarboxylic acid cycle; carbohydrate metabolic process
Cellular component (GO): mitochondrial matrix
Source: RefSeq, a predicted model, not a curated record
AAAGUUUUCAUUGCUCUUCUUCUUCUUGACUUUGAUAACAGAAAGACAAAAAAAAUGUCAGGCGUGUCAGAGAUAUCGUCGGCGGUGGCGCGAGGGCGGUUGGCGGUGCUCACUGCGCACUUAACCACCGCCACCUCCUCCAAUGAGCUCAUUGAGGUGGCGCCAUCUCUGGAGCCAAACUGCCUCUCGGCUCAGGUCUCACCCCCCGGAAACCUUGUAGGCUCCUUGACCGUCGUUGAUGGAAGGACCGGCAAGAAGUACCAGGUACCGGUCUCUGAGGAUGGCACUGUCAAAGCUACUGAUCUUAAGCAGAUUACAACUGGGAAAAAUGACAAGGGGCUCAAAGUUUAUGACCCAGGCUAUCUGAAUACAGCUCCUGUUCGGUCAUCGAUUUGUUAUAUUGAUGGUGAUGAGGGUAUCCUUAGGUAUAGAGGCUACCCAAUUGAGGAGUUGGCUGAAAAUAGCACCUUUGUGGAAGUGGCCUACCUCUUAAUGUAUGGGAAUUUGCCUUCUGAAAAUCAGCUAGCAGACUGGGAAUUUGCUAUUUCUCAGCAUUCAGCCGUACCACAGGGAAUUCUGGAUAUAAUACAGGCAAUGCCUCAUGAUGCUCACCCAAUGGGUGUACUUGUCAGUGCAAUGAGUGCUCUCUCCAUCUUUCAUCCUGAUGCCAAUCCUGCUCUCAGAGGCCAAGAUCUUUACCAGUCAAAACAAGUGCGAGACAAACAAAUAGCACGUGUUCUUGGGAAGGCACCAACCAUCGCAGCAGCAGCUUAUUUGAGGUUGGCAGGAAGACCUCCAGUUCUUCCUUCCAACAACCUUUCUUAUGCAGAGAAUUUCUUAUACAUGCUAGAUUCAUUAGGCAAUAGGACAUAUAAACCCAAUCCUCGACUAGCUAGGGUGCUAGAUAUCCUCUUCAUACUUCAUGCAGAACAUGAAAUGAAUUGUUCCACAGCUGCUGCCAGGCAUCUAGCAUCAAGUGGUGUUGAUGUAUACACUGCUCUUGCUGGAGCCGUUGGAGCACUGUAUGGUCCUCUUCAUGGUGGAGCUAAUGAGGCUGUGCUUAAGAUGCUAAAUGAGAUUGGAACUGUUGACAACAUCCCAGAGUUCAUUGAGGGGGUAAAAAAUAGGAAGCGCAAGAUGUCAGGUUUUGGGCAUCGUGUGUACAAAAACUAUGACCCAAGAGCGAAGGUGAUAAAGAAACUGGCUGAGGAAGUCUUCUCCAUUGUUGGCCGGGAUCCUUUGAUUGAGGUUGCUGUUGCUUUGGAGAAGGCUGCUUUAUCUGAUGAGUACUUUGUUAAGAGAAAGCUAUAUCCAAAUGUUGAUUUCUACUCAGGGUUAAUAUACAGGGCAAUGGGAUUUCCAACGGAAUUCUUCACUGUUUUAUUUGCAAUCCCACGAAUGGCUGGGUACUUAGCACACUGGAGAGAGUCCCUGGAUGAUCCAGAUACAAAGAUAAUGAGACCGCAACAGGUUUAUACUGGGGCAUGGCUGCGGCAUUAUAUGUCACUCCAAGAACGGAUGGUAUCCCCAGGGGCAGACCGACUUGGUCAGGUGUCUAUUUCAAAUGCCACGAAGCGGCGGAUGUCAGGAUCUGGUGUUUAGGCUUUAUCUGGCUUCAUGUCGAGCAUGACGAAUAAGAAAUCUCCUUAAAAAAAAAAAAAAAAAAUCAAGGAGAAAUUAGUAUAUCUUUCUCUGCGACUCUAAUCAUGUUUAUAUUUAUAUGCCUACUAGUUGAAGUGGAAUGGUUUGUGGGUUAUGGUUUAGGCAUGUACUACAGCAUAAAUAAGAACAAUGAGGUGUAUUGGCGUCUCUGCGUGUAUUUUGAGACAUUAAAUUAAUCAAUAGCUUCUUUCAA